Molecule: messenger RNA, 2638 nt
Organism: Cucumis melo (muskmelon)
Lineage: Eukaryota; Viridiplantae; Streptophyta; Magnoliopsida; Cucurbitales; Cucurbitaceae
Product: BTB/POZ domain-containing protein At5g47800-like
Exons: 7
Coding region: 619-2421 (600 amino acids)
Source: RefSeq, a predicted model, not a curated record
UUCCAUGAUUUUGAGCAAUCAAAUCAAUGAUGAAAUUGUAAGAAAGACGAUGGAAAAGCUUUAUUCUGCGGGAAGUUCGCGCCACUGUUUGAACGCCGCCGGCGGAGAAUGGCCGCAGGCGGCGGCCGUUCCGCUCGCGCAUGGAGAAAUUAGGCGACACAAGUUGAAAAGAAAGAGAGAGAGUUGUCUGCGAUUGGCCUCCGAAACCACCAACAAAAAGAAGAGUAAUCCAACGUCAGAGUGAUACAACCGGCGACACGUGGCCGACAUGCAGAUCAAGAAGAACCAACCAACGAUUAAUGGAAGAAGAAUCAGCGGAGUUAGUGGGGGGAAUCAUGAUGAAGGCUGCCAUUGGCGAUCUUUCAAUCUCGAGAAUCACAGGGACCCAGCUUUCUCAUCUUCUGCAUCAUAACAUAUGGCGCUGUGUGGUUGAAUCUGAAUCAGCGGAGCUUUUUCAGUUGUUUCCUCCGAUCACCUGGGCUUGUUUAGCGUUUCUACAGCUUUUACGGUGUCCCUUUAUCUGGAAUUGGACCUCUUCAACCGCAUUUUGUAUGCCUCUCCGAAGGCGCUCCACAGUUAAAUACUGACGACCCAUGAAAAGAAAAGGCAAUUCCAGAAAUGAAGUUUAUGAAAUUAGGAACGAGGCCUGACUCCUUCUAUACAGAAGCGGCUACCAGGACGGUUCUUUCUGAUGUCCCAGGCAAUAUUGUUAUAUGCAUCGACAACUUUAGUUUUCUUCUCCACAAGUUUCAGCUUCUACCGAAGUGUGGACUCUUGCAACAUCUCUGCCCUGACUUGGGAGAUUCCAACAUUGCCACUAUUGAGCUUCAUGAUGUUCCCGGAGGUGCAGAAGCAUUUGAACUGUGUGCUAAGUUUUGUUAUGGAAUGACCAUUAGUAUCAGUGCCCAUAAUCUUGUGCCCGCAUUAUGUGCUGCUAAGUUCCUCCGCAUGACUGAAGCAGUAGAAAAGGGCAAUCUUGUUCUGAAGCUUGAAUCUUUCCUCCACUCUUGCAUUCUUGUUGGCUGGAAGGAUUCCAUUAUUACCCUACAAAGCACCGUAAAGUUACCCGACUGGUCUGAGAAUCUUGGAAUUGUCAGAAAGUGCAUUGAUUCAAUUGUAGAGAAAAUCCUAACACCACAUUCAAAGGUAUCAUGGUCCUACACUUACACAAGACCAGGUUACACGAAAAAGAACAACCAAAGUGUCCCAAAAGAUUGGUGGACUGAGGAUUUGUCAGAUCUUGACAUUGAAUUGUUCCGCUGUAUAAUUUUGGCUGUUAGAUCUACAUACAUUCUACCACCACAACUUAUUGGGGAAGCCCUGCACGUCUAUGCCUGUCGUUGGCUACCUGAUUCUGCAAAUGUCAAGCCUUCAGAGACUAAGAUUUCUCAGAGCAAAGAAGAUAUGGAAAAGAGUCGACAAAUUCUCGAAAAAAUAGUUGGCAUGAUUCCUUCAGAUCGGGGAUCAGUUUCAGUUGGCUUCUUGCUCAGACUUCUUAACAUAGCGAACUAUCUAGCAGUGUCAUCAAUGACAAAAACUGAAAUAAUUCGGAGAUCGAGUCUGCAGUUUGAGGAAGCAAGAGUGAGUGACUUACUCUUUCCUUCGCAAUCAACCUCCAAUACACAUUUCUAUGAUGUUGACUCAGUUGUGGCGGUUCUGGAAUGUCUUCGAGCGCUAUGGCGAAGGCAAUACUCUGGGGCUUCCGAAAACAGUCAUUUCUUGAGAUAUAUUCAAAAGGUGGGGAAGCUUGUCGAUUCAUAUCUUCGAGUGGUUGUGAUGGAUAUCAAUAUGCCUGUAUCUAAAGUGAUACAACUUGUUGAAGCUCUGCCAGAUAUUGCUCGCCCAAACCACGACGAUCUUUACAAGGCAAUAAACAUGUAUCUCAAGGAACACCCUGAUUUGAGCAAAGCAGAUAAAAAGCGACUUUGUCGAAUUCUAGACUGUCAAAAAUUAUCGUCAGAAGUCCGUGCCCAUGCUGUAAAGAAUGAGCGAUUACCAUUGAGAACUGUUGUUCAGGUCCUGUUCUUUGAUCAAGAGAAAGGAUCAAAGGUUACAAGUUUUACACCCACUGCAAAACAGCUGAUUUCUGUCGAAAAACAGGCGACGAUCACCAGUGACAAUCAUGGUAAGCUAAAACCAGAAAUUGACAGCAGUGUCGAUAAAGAAGUAAGAGAAAGAAAGACCUUCUCUGAAAGCAGUGAGAGAGAUGGGCAUAGAACAAAAAGAGCAGAUGUGAAACUGCCACUUGAGAGGGAAAUGAAAGAUGAUAAAUCAGAACUUGAUGUAAAGUCAGUGAAGAGUUGUAGGACCAGAGAGAUAGGCAAGGAUAACAAGUUCUUAAGCAAGUCAGAUUCUAAAAAAUUGGUACCAAGAGGAAGCAGAUCAGAUCAUGGUGGUGAACAAAGACAAGUUAAAAGAUGAAGGCAGACAAUACACAAAAUGAAGAUCAAAUAAGAUCAUUUUACAUUGCUGCUUGUUUAUUUAUUUUUUGUUAUAGUUUCAUUUCUCUUGUACUGUUCUAGAACUAAGGCUCAGAAAUAUGUUUCCAUAGCUCUAAUAUAGGCAACUCUUUCAAUUGUGGGAAAUUACAAAAUUUCUAUCUAUUAAACAGUAAUAAUAUUCCAUUUCUUGUGUGAAA